AUGGCGACUAAUAGAAAAGGUUCACGCGAGAGGGUUAUACUAAUUGUUGGUGGGAUUAAGUAUGAAGCUUAUCGAUCUACGUUUACUGCAUACCCACAAACAAGGUUGGGAAUGAUGUUUAGUGAAGAGAAUCAUGCGGCACCACAUUCAAAAAAUGGAAAUGGAAAUGUAUACUAUAUUGAUAGGAAUGGAAGGUUAUUUUAUUGUAUUUUACAAUUUUAUAGAACUGUGAAAUGUGCGAUACCGAUAACACAAAAACAAUUAGAUGAAGAAUUAGAAUAUUUUAUGAUCCCUCAUUCAAAAAAAUCUAAACUAUCUCUCCGCAGCAGAACCCUUGCUGCUGAACUUGAUAAUCUCGUAGAUGCCCUUAAAGCAUCACUCAACAAAUUAGCAUUAUAUUUUCAAAAACGUUUCUUAAUGUCAGCUCAUGGUUUCAAUGUAACCCUAGAGAUAUCAUUCUACCCAUCAGAUCGGAUACCACACCUUGUGACAGUUUUACCAAAAAUUAUAGGAAAAUCUCCAAUACCUUUAAUAACUCCAAUACUUAACGAACGAGGUUUUGGAACAAAAGCUUAUUUGAUAAUGAAUAGAUUUGGUGAUAUGAUAGGAAACUAUUUGGAAUCUACAUUCCCAGGACUUAAUUGGAAUCUACAAUGGUUAGAACAGAGUAGUGAUGAACUUCGUCCUUCACCGGUUGAUACAAUGUAUAGAAUGAGAAUGACAUUGUGCGAUAAGUUUGAUUACGAAGAUAUUAUUAAUAAUUGCUGUUUAAGUACAGUAGCCAAUAAAGAUGAUUUUUGUAAGGAAGAUUUAGAUGAUUAA
Molecule: messenger RNA, 822 nt
Organism: Dentiscutata erythropus
Lineage: Eukaryota; Fungi; Glomeromycota; Glomeromycetes; Diversisporales; Gigasporaceae
Source: the annotation of a GenBank genome assembly